UAGCUUGUCGACUUGUGACUGAGCACCGACAGUCGGAGUCGCCGAGUUUCGCCGUCUUUUCCAAAGUUCUGUCUCGGCUCCCAACCCGCCGGAUUUAUUACCAAAUGUUCACUGUUGUUGUGUGACAGUGUCGGGGCGAGGGCGGCCUUGUCUUUCCAGGGACUUUACCGCAUGUUUCGGACAGUUUUAACGACAACAGGAGACAGAGACACGGAGUUCCUGGUCGGAGUUAGCAUUUGAAGCUAACUGUGCUAACGGACAUCCUGAUACAAUCUGACAGUCCCAGUUCUGACGGGUUUUGGGUCGGUGUCGGGCGUGGUCCGGACACUUAUCUGUACUUUGACAACUUCAGAGUCCGCCGGUGAAAUGGAGCCCGAGGGCAGCAGCUAGCAGUGAGUUCGCUCCGCUCCAGACCCCUCCUCCGCCGCCGCCGUUUGUGACCGGGUUCGAGCGCCUCCGGUCGGGCAGGAUGGCCGCCGACUCCCCGGUGAACUUCAACCUCCUGAACCGGACCUGCAAGCUGGUGGUCCUGCUGUGUCUCCUCCACAUCUCCGUCACCGUCGUCUUCUAUGUCCGCUCUCUGGACAUCCGGUUCGCCUUCGUACAGAACCAGCAGUCGGGCCACCGCGUUGCGAGCCCGGCCCAGACCACCCGGACCCAGCUCCCGCACCCGCAGGAAGACCCCCCCAAACAGGAGGACCAGAAGGACAAGCCGAACCCCCAAGGCGAGGACCAGAAGGACCAGCAGGACCAGAAGGACCAACAGGACCAGAACCCCCCAAAGGAGGAGGAGCCGCAGAAGCAGCUGGACAAGUGUCCGGAGACCUCCCCCCUGCUCGUGGGCCCUCUGCGGGUCGAGUUCAGCACCCCUGUCAACCUGGACCAGGUGAAGAAGGACAAUCCUGACGUCCAGCUUGGUGGACGUUUCAAACCCAGGUCGUGUCGUGCGCUGCAGAAGGUCGCCAUCAUCAUUCCCUUCAGAAACCGAGGUGAACACCUCAAAUACUGGCUGUACUACCUGCACCCCAUCCUGCAGAGACAGCAGCUGGACUAUGGAGUCUACGUCAUCAACCAGGACGGGGAACAGAUCUUUAACAGAGCCAAACUGCUGAACAUCGGCUACGUGGAGUCUCUGAAGGAGUAUGACUAUGAGUGCUUUGUGUUCAGCGACGUGGACCUCAUUCCCAUGGACGACCGCAACACCUACAAGUGUUUCAGCCAACCUCGACACCUGUCAGUGUCCAUGGACAAGUUCGGCUUCAGGUUACCAUAUAAUCAGUACUUCGGAGGCGUCUCGUCGAUGAGUAAAGACCAGUAUCUGAAGAUCAAUGGUUUCCCCAACAAUUACUGGGGCUGGGGAGGAGAGGACGACGACAUCUACAACAGGCUGGCGUCCAAAGGCAUGUCCAUCUCCAGACCGACCGGUGAAGUGGGAAAAUGUCGAAUGAUCAGACACGAGAGAGACCGGAAGAACGAGCCCAACCCCCAGAGGUUUGACCGAAUUGCCCACACCAGAGAAACCAUGUCCAAAGAUGGGAUCAACUCUCUGUCCUAUCGUGUGGUGAAGGUGGAGAAGAUGGACCUGUUCACCAAGAUCACCGUGGACGUGGGCAAACCCUGACCUCCACAGAAACCAUGGCAAUGCAGAUGAGACAACGUCAGCUGACGGAAACCACGGCAACGCAGACGACACAACAUCAGCUGAUGGAAACCAUGGCAACGCAGAUGACACAACUUCAGCUGACGGAAACCACGACAACGCAGACGACACAACUUCAGCUGACGGAAACAACGACAACGCAGACGACACAACUUCAGCUGACGGAAACCACGGCAACACAGACGACACAACGUCAGCUGACUGACACUUGAAUCUGUUCGGCCUGAUCCGCCGAACUCGCUGGACUUGUUCUUUUUCUGUUUCUGUUUUUUGCACUUUGUUUUUCUCAUCUCUCAUUGGUCUGUAUGAACCAAUCGACUGCAGAGACAAUCAGUUGAAUCAGGUGGUUCAGGCUUUAAUCAUCUGAUCCUGGUUCUGCUGGAUCCUGGUGGACUAGUCUCACUGAGCUAAAAACCAAAGCAUCAUGAUGUGGUCUGAUCCAGUUCUACUCAAUAAACCAAACCUGGUCCCUGGCUUUCUUUCUGCACUUUGCGGUCACUGCACAUGCUCAGUAGCUGUGUUUAGUCUCAGGUUCAGACUCCAGGUAUUAGUCAUAUCCCACAGACCAUGUGUGGUUCAAUCUGUUAUUCAGAAACAAACAGAAGCCGACAUGAGGAUGAAACAGAAAACACUGAAAACUGGACAGAUCGAUGAUAUGAUGGUUCUGUGGGGUUCAGGGUUCGGCUUCGGUUCCAUCUGGGUCAAAGCUCACCCUUGGCUGUAGGGGGCGCUGUCAGUCCUCUUCCUGUAGAGUCAGAUUCUCUAAAUAGAGACUGAAGUGUUUCCUUGGACAGUUCUGUGGUGAAUUGACCAACUGUGGUCAAUAGUUGGCGCCAUUCGGGCCAGACUGAACCGGGCCUCGGUGUCGGGGUUGUGACCUCAGAGGACAGACUUUUAUCUGAUACGGAUCCUGUUCCAGACGUAUAAAUGUAUAAACCAGUUUGUACCUGAUGAGGUUCAGGAACGGCAUCUAAACAUGGACGUACUGUAGACAGUCUCCAUGGAAACACAGCCUGCAGUCAUCAGAACACACGAGGGUUCUGGAGUCUGGACCCGGAAUAAAACACACUCAGGACUGAUGGAAGGCCAGGACCAGGACAAUCUGUGUGUUUGAUUCUGUUAUAAUCAAAUCCAAAGUUUAAUUUUAAGAGGUGUGUUUUUAAGGACGCUCAUCGACCCAUAUUUGAGCUAAUCAAUGAUCAAUGGACUGAUGGAUGAUAAAUGGGCAGAUCAUUGUGUGACGUGUCCUCAUUCUUUGACUGAACCAAAGAGUCGACCGUGUGGUGUCCAACGCCCAGACGCCAUCGAUCCAUUUUAAUGCAGAUGUAAAACAAACUGAACUGUUUGUUUAUUUGUUUGUUUGUUUGUUUGCUGUUGAUGGAUCUGGGUUCUCCUCAGACCAGAUCCCUGAUUGUUUCUGACAGAAUCACCGUAAAUGUGCCUUAAAUCCAGCUGAACUCUGGAGGUUUAAUGGUGGAGGGAACAGUUUGUACAUGUUGUGAAAAAUAUAUGAGAAGAGACAAA
Sphaeramia orbicularis (orbiculate cardinalfish) is the source of this 3184-nucleotide messenger RNA. It is a transcript of the gene b4galt1l, whose product is annotated as DP-Gal:betaGlcNAc beta 1,4- galactosyltransferase, polypeptide 1, like. Gene Ontology annotation, biological process: carbohydrate metabolic process; protein N-linked glycosylation. The transcript is spliced from 6 exons. Bases 470 to 1621 code for a protein of 383 amino acids. The record is from RefSeq and is a predicted model, not a curated record. Lineage: Eukaryota; Metazoa; Chordata; Actinopteri; Kurtiformes; Apogonidae. Gene Ontology annotation, molecular function: beta-N-acetylglucosaminylglycopeptide beta-1,4-galactosyltransferase activity; cytoskeletal protein binding. Gene Ontology annotation, cellular component: Golgi apparatus.